AUGCCCGAAGAUCAAAGCUUUCACCUUAACCCCCAGGUCUGGGAUGUUUCCCGACGCAGGCUGCCCGAGAAAGAAGAAACGGGUGGUCUUACCAAGGCGCAGAUGAGGGCGCGAGAGAAUUGGGUGGUUAGACUGAAGUUCACACAAGAUGAAACUGCGGAUGAGAAAGUGGGCACGGGAUUCUUCCUGAACAUCCCCAAAGCCAAGUGGUAUAUCAUCCUCACAGCAGGACAUAAUCUCAUAGACCAAAGCGGCAAUCCCUCCAAGAGCCUGAUCAUUCAGCGACAUAACCACGAACCCAUGAAGCCACUAGACCCCCCGCCGUUCGUAUGUCCAUCUUACCGCCGAGGAGGUAAUCCGGACGAUGACUACGGCGUCAUUCUCAUCCCCAGGCGGUUCCAGGAGAGCAAAGAUCCCAGAAAAGCCCCGGAAUCACUGGACGCUGAUCUAGGAUUUGGGUUCGCGUUGAAUCUGGGCCAUGAGAAUCUCCGCAAGAAGAAACUCGAGCUCGCGGGAUACUUCCCCCGGGAGAAAGAAGACGGCAAGGCGCAGAAGACGGACGAACUUGAGCCUCUUGACAUAUCUAGUGGAGAAUGUCUGGCGGCUCGUCCAGGCCAUCUGGAGUACAAGAUCGAGACAGCCCAAGGUUUGAGUGGAUCGCCAGUGUUUAUGCCGUACAAUGGCCACGAGGCGGUGGUGGCAAUCCAUAAUAACGGCCCGGCCAGGCCCGGAAAAGGAAGCACAGGAGCUCGAUUGAACGCUACAGUCCUCAAACAGAUCUUCGAAUGGGCCGAUCUCAGCCAACGUCGCAAGACCUUGAGGGUCGCUCCCGAGAAGCCGGAAAAGAACAAGGAGCCGGAUCCGUUGUAUCUGCAUUUUACCCCUGGCGAGGAGGCUGCAUGGGUCCACUGGAGCGAGGAGGAUCUGAACACAAGAUUUGAUGUGUUUCCAGCCUAUGCACCAACGCCUCGCGUGGCCGCAAGCAUGCUCCAUGUCUUCCAGCUUGUCCCGCCACCAGACUGGCCGGAAUCAAGACAGGGGCGGCAGUGGGUUUUGUGGAAUGCCAUGGAAAAUGAUGUAGUCCUCACGGAUACCCUGCAGCGCUUCUGUUUUGUAGAGCUGAAGCAAUCGAAGAAGGGGAAGAUGUUCUCGGUUGUGGUGAAGUUGAAUGAUGCUGGGAGGGAACAGCGCUUGUCAUGUCUGGUUAUGAACGGAGAUGAUUUUGACGAGGAGGUCGAUUUGAAUAUUUCGGGCAUUACGUUUGAGAAGUAUACUAGUGGCAAACCGGUCAAGUAUAAUACCUUUGACUGGUACGACUUACCCGCUUGA
Molecule: messenger RNA, 1329 nt
Organism: Aspergillus steynii IBT 23096
Lineage: Eukaryota; Fungi; Ascomycota; Eurotiomycetes; Eurotiales; Aspergillaceae
Exons: 4
Coding region: 1-1329 (442 amino acids)
Source: RefSeq, a predicted model, not a curated record